Carlito syrichta (Philippine tarsier) is the source of this 1743-nucleotide messenger RNA. RefSeq names its product MAF1 homolog, negative regulator of RNA polymerase III (gene MAF1). Gene Ontology annotation, molecular function: RNA polymerase III core binding. Gene Ontology annotation, biological process: negative regulation of transcription by RNA polymerase III. The transcript has 8 exons. The record is from RefSeq and is a predicted model, not a curated record. Gene Ontology annotation, cellular component: nucleus. Bases 481 to 1257 code for a protein of 258 amino acids. NCBI's taxonomy places the organism in Eukaryota, Metazoa, Chordata, Mammalia, Primates, Tarsiidae.
CCCAAUGGCUAUUCGAAUUCUCGAUCCCGGUGCCUGGAGCGGGCCAUUCAGAGGCGUGGGGCCGGGCCUGGCGGACGCUUGUUGUUGUCCGGCCGGGGGAGGCGGAGGUCGCUCGCUCGCUCGUUCGUUCGCUUGCUUGCUGGGGCGGUCUGUGGCAGUCGGCGGCAGGUCGGUCGCGAGAGCGGGCGCUGUGCAGGGGGGCGAGGCUAUGUCGCGGUGGCAGCCCGGAUGGGCCGGCAGGUCCGGGAGUAACGGGACAUCGCCGCGGAGCUUCUUCCCCCGGAUACAGUGCGUCCCGAGUGGAGGCCGCGGCGCCGCCCUGCGGUCCUGAGGAGCCCGCGCUGCGCAUAUUCCGCCCUGUCUGCAGACCAGCACCGACACCAAGCCACUCGGCCCGGUCCAGCCCGGCGCGGCCCGAUCUAUCCCAACCAGGCAGGCAACACUAGCCCUUCUGGAGCACGGAGUUCCCUCCCCAAGGACAUGAAGCUGUUGGAGAACUCGAGCUUUGAAGCCAUCAACUCGCAGCUGACUGUGGAGACUGGGGAUGCCCAUAUCAUUGGCAGGAUUGAGAGCUACUCAUGUAAGAUGGCAGGAGACGACAAACACAUGUUCAAGCAGUUCUGCCAAGAGGGUCAGCCCCAUGUGCUGGAGGCACUCUCCCCACCCCAGACCUCGGGCCUUAGCCCCAACAGAUUAAGCAAGAGCCAAGGUGGUGAGGAUGAGGGCCCCCUCAGUGACAAGUGCAGCCGCAAGACCCUCUUCUACCUGAUUGCCACGCUCAAUGAGUCCUUUAGGCCUGACUAUGACUUCAGCACAGCCCGCAGUCAUGAGUUCAGCCGAGAGCCUAGCCUCAGCUGGGUGGUGAAUGCAGUUAACUGCAGUCUGUUCUCUGCUGUGCGGGAAGACUUCAAGGCCCUGAAGCCACAGCUGUGGAACGCAGUAGAUGAGGAGAUCUGCCUGGCUGAAUGUGACAUCUAUAGCUAUAACCCAGACUUGGACUCAGACCCUUUCGGGGAGGACGGUAGCCUCUGGUCCUUCAACUACUUCUUCUACAACAAGCGGCUCAAGCGAAUUGUCUUCUUCAGCUGCCGCUCUAUCAGUGGCUCCACCUACACACCUUCAGAGGCAGGCAACGAGCUGGAUAUGGAACUGGGAGAGGAGGAGAUGGAAGAAGAAAGUGGAGGCAGAGGCAGUGAGGGCAGGGCCGAGGAGACCAGCACUAUGGAGGAGGACAGGGUACCAGUGAUCUGUAUGUGAUGAGGAGGAGCAGUGGCCCCAGCUUCAUCCAGCUUCAACCAAUGCCUGGACCUGCCCACCUGAGAGGCCCCAGGGCCUCCCCAGCUGCUGGCCAGAACCCGGCGCUGCCCAAGGCCACACCUGCCUAGCCUUUUGGCUCCAGCCUGUGAAUGUCUGCUCACCCUCACAGGCUCCUGCUGUCCAUGCUAUGGCUGGGUUAGUCAGCAUGGGGCGUGUGGGAAGAGUGACUGCCCUGCCCAGAUGAACUGCCAUAGGCAGGGACUGAUGAACCACAGAAUUUAUUUUUAUAUUUCUACUGGGCCUGCACACUCCAGCCCAAAGGGCCUAUGGCCAGAGGCCCCGCAAGCAGGCUCCAGCGGUCACUGGCUCUGGUCUUGGGCCGGCCCCUGGCGCCUACCUGUACCCCCACCUCACCUGUUUGGCCGCGUGCACUGAGUGUCACUUUGCUGCAGCUCAUUCGUUUCCAAUAAAAGUUUCUGUGAUUUA